This is a messenger RNA of Aspergillus oryzae RIB40, 342 nucleotides long. Its product is annotated as flavin-linked sulfhydryl oxidase. NCBI's taxonomy places the organism in Eukaryota, Fungi, Ascomycota, Eurotiomycetes, Eurotiales, Aspergillaceae. The transcript has 3 exons. The coding region runs from base 1 to 342 and encodes 113 amino acids. The record is from RefSeq and is a predicted model, not a curated record.
AUGUCAACCUCGGAAUCACAACCCAGUCUACCGAAGAACCUAUUCCCCCACCAAACACCCGCAGCCGCGAGCUCAUCAACAGAGGAGACCAAAGAUGCGAAUGGAAUGACGAAACUGCCCAACGGGGUCAUUCUCGACAAAGAUGGAAAACCAUGUCGCCUCUGCACCUCCGCCGCAUCCUGGCGCAACCUAACCAAACAAGCCAAAGCCCAAGGCGCAACCUCAACCCCAACAACCACAAAACCAACCCCCGAGUCAACUACCAGUACAUCCACACCCCAACGGCAUCGUACCCCGUGCAAGCGACGCAGGAACAACAGGGCGAGAUGCGGACGUUCCUGA